Molecule: messenger RNA, 594 nt
Organism: Lithohypha guttulata
Lineage: Eukaryota; Fungi; Ascomycota; Eurotiomycetes; Chaetothyriales; Trichomeriaceae
Exons: 1
Coding region: 1-594 (197 amino acids)
Source: RefSeq, a predicted model, not a curated record
AUGCUCUCCUUCAUCCACCGCAUCCUCACCUCCGACCACGCAGCCCGCAAACGCAAACGCAAGGCCUCCUUCGAAGCAGAAUGCCAGCAACGUCUAACAACAUCAGAAAUCGAGGAUUUAAGACAAGUAAUCGCCGAACAUAACGAUUACCUCGACAACAUCACGCACAACGACGACAGGGAACAAACUAUGGCUGAGUUCCUCGCUUUAACGGGGCAGCAGCAGAGGGAACAAAGCUCAGACUCGAAACGACAGAGGAAGGAUGAUAGAAGUCCUAGUGCUGGGAUGGGACAUCCGGGGUAUGGGCGGUUGAGCACGAUUCAGGAGAAGGGGGAGGAGGAGGGGCAGAGGGAGAGUGAGAAGCUGUUGGCGCGCAGUUCGAGUCGUGAUUUGAUGUGUGACGAGUCACCUCGAGAAGGGUCGGUUGGGGAUGAGAAGAGUGCGGAGGGGCAGGGUGACAGUGAAACGAUCGAUGUCACAAUGGGUUUGUCGAGCUCUUCAAACGCCACAUGGCGAAGUGAGGAAAGCAAUAAUGAGAUGGUAGUUGAUCAGGAUCUGUGGACGUGGAAGGGCGGAAAUGGUAUGUGGCGCUAG